Messenger RNA from Wyeomyia smithii (pitcher-plant mosquito), 781 nucleotides. Its product is annotated as serine protease snake-like. NCBI's taxonomy places the organism in Eukaryota, Metazoa, Arthropoda, Insecta, Diptera, Culicidae. The coding region runs from base 101 to 652 and encodes 183 amino acids. The record is from RefSeq and is a predicted model, not a curated record. The transcript is spliced from 4 exons. Gene Ontology annotation, biological process: proteolysis. Gene Ontology annotation, molecular function: serine-type endopeptidase activity.
UUUCACCAGCCUUUCAGUCAAGAGUCAAUGUCAAACAAAGUGUUUAAUCCUGUUUAACGUGACUCCAAUAACUUAGUUGCGCUCGAUUGCUCAAACCGCAAUGAUUGCCUACCGCUGUCGCUUUACAUUCGCGGUUCUAAGUGCGCUCUGUCUACUGCAGGGUAACCCCAUCACCGCCGUCACAGGAAGAGUCUUCCUUCCGAAAGCGGAACACAUUGCGAACCAAAAAUGUCAGGAAUUCAUCGAUAAAAAUACGCACAAAGCGUACGUAGGUCCAUUGGUGAAGCCGACAGUGUAUGAGAUUUCUGCACCCAACUGUUCUAUCUUUCGCUGCGGCAGAUCACUGAUUAGCGAACGGUUCGUGCUGACAGCGGCUCACUGCGGAAAGCCGAAGGUGGUUAUGCUAGGGGAGCACAACACACUAGAGCCGGGAGAUGAAGUUGAGUUCUAUGUGGAAACAUUCAUCAAACAUCCGAAGCAUAGACUGGGCAAGUCGUAUCACGACAUUGCGCUAGUGAAAUUAUCUGAAGAUAUUGAAUUUUCCAAUGUAAUUCGUCCGGCUUGCUUGUGGACAACGAUACCGCUGAACCUAACUAGGGCCAUUGCGACUGGAUUUGGUGAUACCGAAUAUUGUAAGUUGAGUUGCGGUUAGCUACUAACCUAAUCACUUGUUGUUUUUUUUUGCCUCUGUGAACGUAGACGGUAACUCCUCUGCAAUACUGAUGAAAGUACGGUUGGAUAUAAUAAGCAGUUCAACAUGCGAGACGAAGUUCGAAUAUCA